AUGUUGGAAGGGAAAUCUUAUAGGGUGAAGUUUCCAUGGAUUGGUGUUGUGAAUCAAUCUCAAGCUGAUAUUAACAAAAGUGUUGAGAUGAUUGUUUCCCGGAGGAUGGAAUGGGAAUACUUCAAUAUUAUUCCAGAAUACAAGCAUCUUGCUUGUAAAAUGGACUCUGAGCGUCUAGGAAAAGUUCUUUCCAAGUUACGAAGAGGGCAAAUGUUGACCAUACAAAUCCACCUCCUAUAG
This is a messenger RNA of Lactuca virosa, 240 nucleotides long. The record is from the annotation of a GenBank genome assembly. Lineage: Eukaryota; Viridiplantae; Streptophyta; Magnoliopsida; Asterales; Asteraceae.